GUAUUUUUUUAAAGACUAGUGAUACUGUUCAAGCAUAAUAGCACCAAAUUAAGUUAAGAAAAAUGAAAAAAAAAAAAUAUUUUAAGAUUAGGAGCAUAAUCUAUUGGUAAAAAUAUUCUGUCGCUUACAACAUAAUGAAGCUACUGACUUAAAGGCAUUUACCUAUUAGUGAUUUUCUCUAAACACCUAAUUGAUAAUUAAUUCAGUAAUCAUAGGUCUAUAUAAUUUAGCAAAACGGUACAUGACAAAAUUAAAAGCCAAACAUAAAAAAUGUAACUCUUUCUCUUCAUUUCAAAAAGAUACUGUCCUUGCCAACAUCAUAUUACGAUUAUAUGUAGCACAACGUAUUUCAGAGCCAGACGUCUUCCAUUUGAUGUCCGCAACAUAUUCUGGACGAUGGUAUGAAAUAUCCGAACAGCUAAACGUGUCGGACCGUCUCGCAUUAAUCUUCCCUUCAUACAUAUUUAUUAUUUCCACACCGCGCCGACGUUAGACGCAUGCCCGAUAUCCAUCUACACAAGGAAUAGAACAAACCCCGAGUAAUGUUUAAUUUACUAAAAGCCUGAAUUCAAUAUGAGCAGAGUUUAUUUAUAUUUACAAAUCCUUAGUUUAAGUGGGGUUGACGUAUUGCUCCGCAGUUUCUACAGCUUUGGCAGAUCUCCAAUGUCCUAAUUGUGAUAUUGCUGUAAUGUAACCAACCGCACGUGUAGCGAAAAUAUUAUUUAAUUUUAUUUCCUUUACGUACUACGACAGCGUUGGUAUUUCUUCAAUUUUAACCCUAAAUAUUAUAAAAAUACGGGCUGGGAAGCUAGUGUUUUUUUUGAGCGACUCGUCGUUAUGUUUGCGAAGUAAUUAAUUAAUUCCUAUCAAGAUCACUCACGCAAUGUUAACUGCCCAUAAAGACAUCGGAGUAAUGCUGUCAGUACCUAUGUGAAGGUAUAGUUCUAUAAAUGUAAGGGAAGGGUCGGUGUGGGCACGUGCCGCCCUCGGCCUUGACGACAGGCUUCUCGCUGUGUAUAUAUGCGUGUAGGUAUGUAGCGCCAUAGCUACACCUGUAAGCGAGGUCCUUCGUAGUUCGUCCUAUAGCCGCGCAGAAUAUUCCUCACGCCCCGUCGUGCCCCUCGCGCACCGCGCAUGUGCACAGCUUUGACAGCCCGACCGUGCCAACACGUCCCAAUUAUUUUCUUCAGUUCGCUUUAUUGUCGCAUAUUCAACGAAGAUAUUAACGUUAUAUGUUUGUGGGGUAUCGGAGGGAGUUAUAAGGGUGGAAGUGUGUUAUAAAGGCGCGCAGCGAUGCCCGUCGGGCUCGCAAUAAGCGAGGAUGGUGGCCAACAUCGGCGUCAUCAACCCUUCUAAUGUGGAGGCGACCGCGUACAUAAGCGCGGUAGCGGCGUUCGCGGCCGUGGUGCUGGUGGUGCUGCUGUUCCUGGGUCGCCGCUGGUGCUACUCGGCGGUGUUCAGCCGCAAGUGCUGCGAUGACAUCCACGCAGUGAACCCUCGCAUCGCAGUGCCCUGCCUGCCGCUCGACAAUGCUCAGUUUGAUGCUUUGUCGAAACCGAACCAUUACCCUGAACGAAUAUUCACGUUCGAGGCGUCCGACUCGGAUGAAGAGCUGCGUUUGCGCAUACAACAGGAUAAGGAGGAAGUGGAAUGCCACUACGAGGAGAAGAACGAGAACGCGUCGGUACCGAAGCUGGACGUGGAGGUGGUAGAGUCGAAGCUGCGGGAGACGACCCUCCGGGAGACCAGGAUCGAUGAGGUGGUGCCGCAGCGGGCUGAGUACAUCCAUACGCUGGAGGCACAGAGCAGCGUCGACAGCGAUGUUAUUGCGCAUAAUGAUACUUCGCUCCUAUGCGGCGAGAGCAGCAGCUCCCAGGAGCGAGGCUCCUUAGAGCUGACGCUGCUGUACGACGCGCCCGUGAGGAGCAUGACCGUGCACAUCCUGCAGGCCAGGACACUCCCGCUCAGGAAUGAGGGCCAGAUACUACAGAGCCAGGUCCGAGUAGUUUUAUUGCCAAUGAAGAAGCAAAAAUACAAGUCGAAAAUAAGAAAUGGCGAGAAUCCUCAAUACAUGGAAAGUUUCGUGUUCCACAAGAUAAACCCAGAGGAUGUGUACGGUCUUGGUCUUCGCAUACGUAUUUACGGGUGUGAGCGCAUGCGUCGUCAGCGGCUGCUAGGCGAGGCGUCAGUCAGCUUCGCCACGCUCAACCUGGAGCUCGAGAACAGUCUGUGGCUCCAGCUGAUGCCGAGACAGCAUCAUCAACCUAGUUUACAGGUCAAUAAGCUUCCGAAGUUAGAUCUGAACCAUACGAUUACCGGCGUGCUGGCGAGUCCGUCGUCCAUAGCAACAGUGACUACUCCUGGUACGGGCAUCCCGGGGGAGGCCUGCAGCCUCGCGCGGUCCGACUCCGCUUCGUCCUGCUGCAGCGCCCGCUCCGCCCCAGAACUGCUGCUCGGUCUCCAGUAUAACUCCACCACCGGACAUCUUUCUGUGGAGGUGAUAAAAGGCACCCACUUCCGUAAGCUGUCUCCCAACAAGGCCCCGGACACUUACGUGAAGCUGUGCCUCAUCAGCUCGCUGGGCAUGGAGAUGGGUCGCUGCAAGUCCACCACCCGCCGCGCGCAGUCCAACCCGCUAUAUAAGGAGCUCUUUAUAUUCCAGGUAGCAUUGUUCCAACUGACGGAGGUGACGCUGAUGGUGUCGGUGUGGUGGCGCCGCAGCGUCAAGCGCAACGAGAUGGUGGGCUGGUUCUCACUCGGACACAGCCCCUCCGGCCGCGAGGAGGAACGCCACUGGCAGGAGCUCUGUGAGCGGCAAGGCGAACAGGUGCAGCGGUGGCAUGUGUUGCUGGACUCCUGACGGUCGGUGACGUAGCGUGCUUGCGCCGCGCCCUGAGCCCCGCCGCCCGCCGGCAGACGCCGCGCCCCCGCGCCCCUGCGCCCCCGCGCCCGCUGCACCUCUCCACUUCAUGUUUGGUGCGUGUCGCUUUCGUUGUUAGCACGCGGUCGCCAUUCCGUGCCGAUACGUGCUCGUGUCCGCACGUCCCUCGCACGGGGACCGCACUUACCAACUGAGAUGACAGCGAGGAUACCGGGAGAUCGAAUCUCAAAUAUAAUUAAUUCUCUAUUAUUAAAUUACGAAGCUUAUAUUAUAUUAUCCGUAUUAUGUAUAUUGAACGGGAAUUGUAAUGUUUGGAAAUGGUUUUUAAAUGGCAACUCUUUCUACUAUACUUAUGCUUCUUUUUGAGGGUAAUUUAGUAGUUCGUUUAUGGUUUCCAAAAGUUUGAUCGUUGUCGUUUUGUAGUAUUUAUAAUGAUGUUGAAGACUUGGAGCGCACAAAACAUGUGAGAUAGAAUAAUGAUAGUAGAACGGAUAUUUAUUGAAUAUUGAUAUAUUAUACCCUUACAAGAUAGACAUUUAUUCUAGUAUGUCUUGAAUAUACUCUUUAUAUAUAUUUGUAAGAAACUUAACAUUUUUGUAACGUUAUUGAUAUGCAACCAUAGCUCAUCAAUCUGAAACAAUGUUUUUACCAUACUCAAUAAUACUCAUUACAUAAUUACUUGAAUCUCGAAUAUACUUAUUAAAAUAGCUCACUAUGCCAUACUGUAACAAAUAAAUAAUUUACAUUUCUCUACCACUUUCAAACUUCAAAAAUAAUAUGUAAUAAUGAACGAUUAAUAUUUCUCAUAGACUAGGUAUUUCUUAAAGUAUAAUAACGGUUACAUUUUUUACAUAAAAUCUAUUUGUUCGUUAUAACUAUUUUCUUGCUGGAUUAAAAUAAGUUUCAAUUUUCAUCGACAUUAAAUUAAAAAUCGUCAAUUCGAUAUGAAAACUGAAUAUUUCCUUGUAUACUUAUGUAUCAUGCUUAAGAUUUUUUUUAAAAGAGUCAUAGGUAAAAAAUAAUAAAUACUGUAUGUAUGUUUAAAUAAUUAUCUACCUGAAGAAACGCCUGUUUGCAUGUUGAUGUAAUCUAGCAGUAAGUAAAUGCAGUAAUCACAUCAUAGUCCUAGACCAAUAGAAAAGGUAUAUGCUUGAAUGCGGAACAAUUAUACAUGUACAUAUUUAUAAAUAACACCAAUUUGGUAUGUUCUGAGAUGUCUUUUAUACGGGUAUAAGUAAUUUAAGAUAUUCAAAAUUAUAACUCGAAAUUGAAAGUAAGAAAUUAAAUCUAUACAUUGUUACUGGGAAGUGUUCCAUUUGCCUCUAGGUUAGUAACUGUCUUGAAAAGGAGUUCAGCUGAGUAGUUAGGAGAAAACAGUUUGUAUACAUAGUCCCUUCGAAAAAUGUUUGAAUUAAAAGUUUAUGUACCAUGUAUGUCCCAUUGAGGAUAUUUGUAAGACUUCGAUAAAGAAGAUUUGUCCCAUUUGCGGUUUCUAGGGAUGUGAAAUUCCGUAGUUUGCUUUUAUUGUAUUAUGGAAGUAAUGUUGAUAAUUAGUGAGAUAUAUUUAUGCAUUGCGGUAUUUUCAAAGCGGAUUGCCCCACUAUAAAAUUUUGCUAUGUCCAUGAGUGUUGUCACGUAGAUCACAGGCUGAAUGUGAAUGUUUAUGAUUGUUUUAAACCAAAUUAUUGUCUGUGUAAGUCAUUAUGGACUCUAUGCCAUUAUAAAUAAGGACGAUUGUAUAAAAUAUUGUGCAAAAAGAAUAUUGACAAUGGCCGUGUUCUGUAAGGUUUUAAGACUUGAUGUUUGUAACUUAAAGUAAUUUCCUUUGUCACAAAAAAAUAUAACUAAUCUAUGUCUUUGUUAAAAAAAUAAAGACAACCGCCAAAUCUUAUUUUAAACUUGGAAUUAUGAAAAAAACAUCGCUCUUCGCUUCCAUAGAGCAAGAAUUAUAGUUUAGGAUGUGGUAUGUCCCUAUAAAUUAUAUAUUGUAUUAUUCUAUAUAAAUUAUAAAGCUAGUUUUUACUAAAAGUCAUAGAGGUAGACAUAGAUUAGUAAUAUUUUAUUUUUCUGCUAAGUCAAACGUGCUCCCACGUAAUUUCUUUCAAGCUAAUUUCUUUAUAAAAUGAAAAUGUUAUGCAUGUGAUAAAAGUUAUUAAAAAUGUUAAAGACGGUGAAUGAAAUGUACCUACUUAAUACCAUAAUUAUAUAGAUCAUAUUUAUAAUCUAUUAUCAAGUUUAUUUAAUAGAAUAAGGAUAUCUGAUAAGAUUGAAUGAAACCGUAUAGAAACACAAUUAUAAAUAAGGAACUAAAGACACUACACAUGUAUAAUCAUUGAAAUAUAUUAAUACUAGAUGCUCAGUUUUGCAGCUCAAAUUCUUAAUACAAUAUUUAUAUUAUCUGUUACAUUAGACUCCAUCUUAAUAGGCUUAAGACGACCAAUAUAUAGAUAACACAAUUUACAGAUAACAUUUGAAACCUCUUAAAGCAAGAGGAUUGCCAAUGUGGAAGAGACACAGAACUCUACACUUUUAAUGACGUUGUCUCGCUCCCACAACGGUAUUUCUACAUAUAAAAUUUUCCGCCACGAAAUAAAAUAAUAAAUCGUUUUUGCAUUCGUAUAAAGAAAUAUUCUCAUCUAUUCUCAUAUGUUUAUUAAUAUUUAAAUGUUGUAUGUUCUCAUAAUUAACUCAUUACUACAAUACUCCUUCGAUAUACCUACCUAGAUAUAAUCAUACUUAUCAAAUAAUAGUUAAAACUUCAUGUGAGCCAAAAUAGUACCUGCUGUCUUUAUAAAAAAUAGUUUUCUAUAAGUUUAAAAAUAUUCAUGUAUUUACACAAUAUUUGUAGAUAGAUAUUCUUAUAUUGCGAUAGGCGUAUAAAUGUAAUAAAUAUAUAAUUUGAGUUCGACAAAAUGUCGUUUGCGAUUUUCUGCUGAUACAAAAAUAACUAGAAACUAAUAACCAACUAUUUAGAAUUAAAAUUGUAACUACGGACGCACACAAUACCAAUGAAAACAUUUCAGCUCAGAUAAAACACAAUUGUGAAUGGAAUUUAUAAUUUUACUUUGAAGCGUUAAUGCAACGUUUGGUCCAAAGAAUGUUGAAUAAUGUUAGAUAGUUCGUCCCCAAAGUAGAGUGGUCUUUCGAGUGCCGCUUGCAUAAACAUGUAGUAUUGUGGUACGACUAUUUGUAUACCUGGCAAGCAAGAGUACUAUGUUAAAAGACUGUUACACACCCACGCUGGUACAAUUGGCAGAGUAGACCACUAACUGUUGAAUAGUUAUCUAUAGUUUGCAAAUUGGAUUACCAUGUUUGUGAUCGCUAAUUUCAUUUAGGUGUUGAAAAAAAAGAAAAAGUUUUUUUUGUUUUUUUUUUUUUAUAGCGACUGUACCUACUGCGAGACAUACCGGGAGUACAAUUGUCAAUAAAAGUCAAUGUUCAACUCAGAUUUACAAAGUGUCAGACUUUUUCAGUCAUUUGAACAAAAUUAUAUAGUAUUUAGUGCAAUCUAAUUUUGCUUUAUGUUUUAUCUAAGUAGCAACACAACAACUGUUUGAAUUUUAAUGUAUAGGUUAUUUUUCAAAUCUGAUUGUGCAACUGAUUUUUACACUGUCGUUUUGUCUCGCGUUCUGUUACUUGUCGAGACUAUACCCAAUAAAAGUCGUUGAGGGAGUGCGUAGAGUCGCUAUUAUAAUGAAAAUAGGACAUUAUCCAAUGCUUGAAGAUAUUCUGAGUGUUUUAUGUGUGUAUUUGUAAAUGUCGCACGCCACGUUCGUGGGUUAUAUACCAUAUAAAGUUUACUUAAUUUGACAUCAUUAAAUGUUUAAGUAAUUAGAUUUCGACAGCUUAUUAUGUCGUUCUAUAUAAAUAUAUAUUUACACGAUCAUAUUGAAAAAUACUAACACACAGACUUAAGUAAUUAAUUUAUAUCUAUUCUUGCUCUUCCUGCUUAAUCGAGUGACAUAAUAUUUUUAGUAGGAGUGGGGGGGGGGUGGAUUAGAUUUUUUUUCUAAAGCUAUUUGAAAUCGUUUGACUAAGUUUGCAACCUGUGUUAAUUAAUGUUAUGAGUGCAUACUGUAAUCAUAAUUUAAAGUGCCUGUUCCAAUUUAAAUCAUACUUUUUCAGACAUUCUAAAUCAAUCUAAAAAGUUAAUUAAGAAGAACUGAUUAUCUAUGCCUGAUAGUCGAUAGAUGUUAUACAGGUUUCAAACAUAAAUUACAUUAAAAUAUAAUCGUUCUAUACAAUCUACAGUAUUCACUUAUGAAUUUAUUAAAACAUGUUAAUACCUUCUCUUUUUUUGUUAGUUUUCACACAAAUAACACAAUCACCGUAUAUAAAAAUAAAAUUUAAUAUAUGUAUGAUAUAUAUUGUUUGAAAAUAACACAAAACUGUAUAACAUUGUUACUUAUUACGAAAUGUAUGUAAUGAGAAAUUCUCAA
This is a messenger RNA of Trichoplusia ni (cabbage looper), 7320 nucleotides long. It is a transcript of the gene Syt14, whose product is annotated as synaptotagmin-16. The coding region runs from base 1322 to 2860 and encodes 512 amino acids. NCBI's taxonomy places the organism in Eukaryota, Metazoa, Arthropoda, Insecta, Lepidoptera, Noctuidae. The transcript has 11 exons. The record is from RefSeq and is a predicted model, not a curated record.